AUGGCGAGGGUCCCCUUUAUCGGCAGACUCUACUUAAGAGAAUACCUGGCACUGGUUGGAUCCUUGAUCUUGGUGGCUCUGGAGGUCCUUGUUCGAAUAAUCACCCUCGGGUUACCUCAACCUAUAAUCCGCUUCUGUUACAAGACCUCAAAGAAACUAUUUAACAAAUUGUCUUCGGCCAAGUCGAAACAAGCUCGGUCCGAUCGAACAUCGAGGCACCACCACAUCGCUACCUGCGCUGACUUUACCGAACUCUGUGCCCUUUUUGGAUACUAUGCGGAAGAACAUGUUGUGCAAACGGCAGAUGGAUACCUCCUGGGUGUACACCGAUUGCCGUUUCGGAAAGGCGAGGACCAGAUUGGCCUUGCGGUGAACGCAGGCCCUGAUUCCGUGCGCAAGCCGGUGGUUUAUUUACACCAUGGCCUGCUCAUGAACAGUGAAGUCUGGGUUUGUCUGACGGAAGAAGAACGGUGCCUCCCAUUCACUCUCGCGAGUCAGGGCUAUGAUGUCUGGCUGGGGAAUAAUCGUGGAAAUAAGUACAGCAAAAAGUCUACACAAUUCUCGUCGACAUCAGCGAAGUUUUGGGAUUUCUCGAUUGAAGAGUUUGCCUUCCACGAUAUUCCCAACACAAUUGACUACAUUCUUAGUACGACAUCUCAAUCGUCCCUUUCUUAUAUCGGCUUCAGCCAGGGAACCGCACAAGCCUUCGCCACCCUCUCGAUCCAUCCUGGCCUGAAUGACAAAGUCAAUGUCUUCAUUGCUCUAGCACCGGCAAUGUCUCCAGCAGGCCUCAGCAACGGUAUCGUGGAUUCUCUGGUCAAGGCUAGUCCUGACGUCCUCUUCCUGGCAUUCGGCCGCAAGUCUAUUCUAUCCUCGGCUACGAUGUGGCAAUCUAUCUUGUAUCCCCCCAUCUUUGUGCGUUUGAUUGACAUGUCUCUUUCUUUCCUCUUCGCCUGGUAUGGACGCAACAUUACUGUGCAACAGAAGCUAGCAGCGUAUCCUCAUUUAUACAGCUUCACCAGCACCAAAUCAGUCGUACACUGGUUUCAGAUCAUUAGGAACAAGUCUUUCCAGAUGUACGACGAUGACGCAUCCAACAAAUUCUCCAUCGGCGCAAGCAAUCGAUAUUACAAAGUAGCCAAAUUUCCCACUCGAAACAUCAAAACACCAAUCGUCCUCGUUUAUGGAGGUAGCGACUCAUUGGUGGACAUUCGCGUCAUGCUGAAGGAACUUCCUCGACAUACUAUAGCGACGGAGAUUCCUCAUUACGAGCAUCUAGAUUUCCUCUGGGCACAAGACCUUCAUAAUCUCGUGUUCCCUCAUGUGCUCGAAUCACUGCGGUAUUAUGCGUUGGGGCGCAACCCGGCCGGUGUACCCAAGGGGCUAGCUAUCUCAAUAGCAGAUACCGCACAUCUCCACAGACGACAAAACAGCGGAAGCACCUGGUCAGAGGAUGAAAGCUCAUACUCAGACUUUGAUGGUAUGGGUGAUACACCACGAACGCCACGAGUCAAAUCCUACGCACAGCACUUGCGUGAACAACCGUAUCGGCCGCAGAACCCACCGGCGGAUCUAACGCAGAGAACACCACGUGCUACUCAUCUUCGCGACGCGACAAAUGGUGACGACACUGCCGGCCUCCGCGCAAGGGAGUUGAUGCGCUGGUACGAGCAGAACUACGAAAUCGCUAAGGACGAUGCGCAAGCAAUGAAAGAGAACAGGGCGGAUGCGCUGGGGAGAUCAGAGGGCCCAGGUCCCACACUCGCACUUUCGACUUCGCGAUCACCGGGCAUGAGUGGGCAUGGUGAUCCGACAGAAAGGAACACGAGCAUAAAAGUGUCGGGUUCGCCCUUAUCGGCGACGGCACCAGAACAAAAUCAGACUCUACAAUCAAACAUGGAAUCGCAGACAUACACCCAAGGUCCACAAGAUGCAGCAAAUGAUGAGAAUGGUGCACCUCAAGCAGGUGGUGCGAAGCCACAACAACCACAACACCCACAGGUCACGUCACGUGCCGCAUCAAUCUCCGGGUCAGGCAGGUCUAGUCCCACGAGUAGUAUCCAACCCAGUUUCACAACGAAGGGAAUCAAGGUCGGAAGUUCGAAACCUAGCAUUGGACAAGCCAGGGGUGUUGGGGCAGACUAA
This is a messenger RNA of Exophiala spinifera, 2145 nucleotides long. RefSeq lists its product as uncharacterized. The record is from RefSeq and is a predicted model, not a curated record. NCBI's taxonomy places the organism in Eukaryota, Fungi, Ascomycota, Eurotiomycetes, Chaetothyriales, Herpotrichiellaceae. The coding region runs from base 1 to 2145 and encodes 714 amino acids. The transcript is spliced from 3 exons.